Molecule: messenger RNA, 2186 nt
Organism: Engraulis encrasicolus (European anchovy)
Lineage: Eukaryota; Metazoa; Chordata; Actinopteri; Clupeiformes; Engraulidae
Gene: star
Product: steroidogenic acute regulatory protein
Exons: 8
Coding region: 70-939 (289 amino acids)
Biological process (GO): intracellular cholesterol transport; regulation of steroid biosynthetic process; steroid biosynthetic process
Cellular component (GO): mitochondrion
Molecular function (GO): cholesterol transfer activity; cholesterol binding
Source: RefSeq, a predicted model, not a curated record
UCUCAAAACUUACUCGACACUCCACUUGUGCUCACUUGAGUUUUUUCUUUUCUUUAUCCUUUUGAUACCAUGUUGCCUGCAACUUUCAAACUCUGCGCUGGCAUUUCCUAUCGUCACAUGCGGAAUAUGACUGGGUUGAGGAAGAACGCCAUGGUAGCCAUCAGCCACAAGCUGAGCAGCAUGAGCCUGACAGACCAAGGACCCAGCAGAUGGAUCAGCCAAGUCAGGCGGAGGAGCUCCCUGCUCAGCAGCAGGAUUGAGGAGGAGCCGUGUAGCGAGGUGGAGCUGGCCUACGUGAAGCAGGGGCAGGAGGCUCUGCAGAAGUCCAUCAACAUCCUCAGCCAACAAGAUGGCUGGCAGACCGAGAUCGAGACGGCCAGCGGUGAUAGGGUGUUGAGCAAGGUGCUGCCAGACAUCGGUAAGGUCUUCAAGCUGGAGGUGGUGCUGGAACGGCACCCUGACGAGCUCUACAACGAGCUGGUGGACAACAUGGAGCAGAUGGGGGAGUGGAACCCCAACGUCAAACAGGUCAAGAUCCUCCAGAAAAUUGGCCAGGAGACCAUGGUGACCCACGAGGUGUCGGCGGAGACCCCUGGUAACGUGGUGGGCCCGCGGGACUUUGUGAGUGUGCGCUGUGCCAAGCGGAGGGGCUCCACCUGCUUCCUGGCCGGCAUGUCAACUCAGCACGCUGCCAUGCCCGAACAGAAGGGCGUCGUCAGGGCGGAGAAUGGUCCGACCUGCAUUGUGAUGCGCCCUUGCGCAGAGGACCCUGACAAGACAAAGUUUACCUGGUUACUGAGCAUAGACCUGAAGGGAUGGAUCCCCAAGUCCAUCAUCAACCGGGUGCUCUCCCAAACCCAGCUGGACUUUGCCCAGCACCUGAGGCACAGGAUGGCGGCCAGUGAGGAGGAGCUGGAGGCGGCCGCCCUGGCCUGCUGACACCCCUGGCCCAUGGCUGGAUGUUGACUCUCCACAGUGAUGGGCAACCCGGAUUCAGAAACUUAUAUUACAAUCCAGUGCCAUGAUAUAUUCCAAGUGACCUGGUUUCUUUUUCUGAAAUAUAUAUUUUUUGGGGCUUUUUAUUGCCUUUAUUUGACAGGAUAGUGAAGGUAGUGACAUGAAGUGAGUGGGCAGAGAGAGAUGGGAGCCAGGCCGGGAGCUGAACCCAGGUCGGCCGCAUAGCUAACGAGUGCCCUACCAUUUGCGUCACGGAAGGGCCAAGUGACCUGGUUUGAAUGAGGUUAUUGCCCUAAUUGGACACGUAAAACAAAGUUGUUUGGAAUACAUGACACUGGAUUAUAGCUUCCGAAUCCAGGUUGCCCAUCAGUGAUCGGCUUCUGAACCCCUACCCCCCCAUCAGAAGCUGCUGGCGGACCCCCCCUCUGAUGAAGAAGAAGACACUGAAGACCUGCCCAGCCAUGAUACUCCCCCUCUUCCACCCCCCAACCCCCCAUCCCCUGCGUACACCCACUUGUAAAUACUUACAUUACAGUACAUACAUGAUCAAGAAAGUAGAGUAACUUUAUUGAUCCCCUACAUAAGAAAAUGUAUUCCAAUACUCAUCCAACUUGUCCCAAUUCAGACCAAAUGUAAUCUAAUCCAGACUAGGAAGACGUGCGUACCAGACUACCUGACCACUAAAUCUUUGGUGAGACUUAACUUGACGCCGGUGUCAUAUGCAUGUCAUUACAGUGUCAUAACAGUGUCAUGGCACAUGGCACAAUUUUGGGUUGUCUUUGCCAUAACAGAGUGUCACUUAAAACCAACAGUCAUAAAAUGUUUAUGACAUGGACAUAAUGCUUAUGACUUAUCUAUGACUGUUUAAUGACACUAUUAUGACAUUGUAAUGACAUGCAUAUGACACCGGCGUCAAGUAAAGUGGUAGCAAAUCUUUUAAAACCAUACUGAGGAUCUUCAAGAGGUUCAAGAGCUCCUCUAGAACUGGAUAGCCACUGUGUCAUGCGCACAUCUUUUUUUAUUUAAUCUGAAGUCUGGUACAUAGAUGUUCUUUCUCCACACACACAUCUGGCUCAGAUACAUUUUAUUAUCAUAAGCAGUUGUUUGUAGACCUCGUUUGUAUAAAGAAAAGCCCCUUUGUAACAUGUUCAACAUAAAGAUCUUUGUUAAUAUUUAUUACGUUUAUGUCAUUGCACCACCCUGGGUAAGGAUGUCUGCCAAGUGAAUAA